ACACAUUCCGAGCCGAUCCCUCCCACCCCUACUCCACGCACGCACGCACGCACGCACUCCUACGAUUAUCCAGGAGGGACGCGUCCUUCCUGGCGCAGCUCCGCACAACUUAAACGAGUGAGAGAGCAACUGCAUCAUGGCGCUGUGGACUAUAUUUCUAAUUAUGUGCGCGUUUACGCGCGGGUACGCCUUUUUAGGGUCCGACGACUCCACGCACCCUCACACGUUUUACGGCUGCUGCGAGGAUGGCAAGCAAAGGGCUCGAACCUUAACGAACUGCAACGACCUCCCCUACAUCUCCCACUCACACGUGUGCAGGCUGGCCCAGGAACAGUGCUGCACGGCGGUCGUGGAGGAUCGGCUGUGCGAGGCCGGCGCCUUCAUGGCCGCCUGGCAGGGGGCAUGCGAGAGGCACUUCUUCCUCUGGAAGCCUUGGGAAAAUAAAAUCGCCAAGGGGUGUUGUGACUGCUGCAUGUUGGGCAUGGCGUCAGCGGACCAAGACCUGAGCUGCGAGAUAACUUACAUGUCAUUGGGGAAAUUGUGCGAGCAUGUCGCGAAAAGAUGCUGCGCCAAAAACUACACAGAGGGAUUGAACUCUACUGCGGAAGUGAAUGGUCCCACAGUGCCUCCAGAGAAUCAAGUACCAGCCAGUACCAUCGUACCUCUCGUGGAAGCAGACAACUGUACAGUCACGAAUUGCUCCCAGGAUUGUAUUGACAACAGCGUCUGCACUUGUUACGUUGGUUAUCGACUCCGACGCGACGGAAUAACGUGUGAGGAUAUUAAUGAGUGCCUGCUUAAUGUUCACGACUGCGUCGCCGGCCAAAUGUGCAUCAACACACAAGGCUCGUUCCGCUGCCAACGGGAAACCAGCUGCGGCACCGGGUACGAGCUCACGGACAGCAACGACUGCCGAGACAUUGAUGAAUGCGCUUUGAAUAUUCACAACUGCGGACUGAGCUUCGAGUGUGCCAACAAUGAAGGUUCCUUCCGCUGUUACCCGAAGGAAAAGUGUGCUGAAGGGUUCAUUCAAGACGCCGUCGGCAACUGCAUCGACAUCAACGAGUGCGUGGCCCACCCGGUUCCGUGCCAGCCCGGCCACACGUGCGUCAACACGCAGGGUUCGUUCAUUUGCCGCAGGAGCACGAUCACGUGCGGACGAGGCUACCACCUGAACGCAGAGGGCACACGCUGCGAAGACGUAGACGAAUGCCAGACGGGUAAUGUGUGUCGGAACCACGGCUGCGUCAACAUGGUGGGAACGUACCGCUGUAACUGCAAUAACGGCUUUGUCUUCAACAGCGUCGCCAGGCUCUGCGAAGAUAUCAAUGAAUGUAGGUAUUAUCCCAAGAGGCUAUGUGCCCACAAGUGCAUAAACACAGAGGGGUCUUACGAGUGCAGCUGCUCCGCUGGUUUCCAACUAUCCCUUGACGGCAGGAAUUGCGAAGAUGUCAACGAGUGUGAGGACAGCCCGUGCAGCCAGGAGUGCGCCAACGUCUACGGCUCCUACCAGUGCUACUGUAACUACGGUUACCAGCUUAGUGACGCUGACGGGAUAACAUGUGAAGAUAUCGACGAGUGUGCGCUGCCCACCGGUAGCCAAGUGUGCACCUACCAAUGCUUCAACGCCCCCGGAAGCUUCUACUGCACCUGUCCAUCCGUGGGGUACACCCUGGCCUCGAAUGGGCGCACAUGCCAAGAUAUUGACGAGUGCGCAACCGGGAGCCACUCUUGCGGCGCCACCCAGGCCUGCUUCAACAUCCACGGAGGAUACCGUUGUUUGGUCUUUGAGUGUCCAUCCUACUACCGCCAACAAGCACACGGAUCGCUGAACAAGGACUCGGUCAGCGUGCGUUGCCACAAGGCCUGCCACCCCAACAACUUCGCCUGCAUGCAAGACCCUGUCCACAUUGUCACCUACAACGUCCUCUCGCUGCCCACCUACAGACACGUUAAUCAACCCGAAGAUAUAGUUUUUCUGCGGACGUCGAUGCGGGUUCAACCCCCCAACAGCAACGUUGACGUCGUCUUUGAAAUUCUGACGACAGACAACCACUUCUCAUUCGACGUGGUGAAGCGCUAUUUUCAGGGUUAUGUCAUUGGUGUGGUGCGCCAGGUGAGGCCAGUUGCCGGGCCCCGGGACAUUGAGCUACAGGUGGCCUUGAACUACAUCAAGUCGGGAUACGUCUCGCACCGCAACAUUGUCGUUAUUUACAUCGUCAUCUCCCAGUUCUGGUUCUGAGCUGUAUCGCAUAUGCGAGGUGACCGUUAUUUAAAUGUGACUUGAAAACCCCUGAGACGGAGGUAAAUCUUUAUUUAUAAAAACAGAGUGACAUUAUCAAAAGAAAAAUGAGGGCCUGCGUUAGGUUGGAGUGUGAAGCUAUUUUGGCGCCUACCAUGGUCACCAUCACUGUAACGGGCUGCUUUAAAGGAAGAAUACAAUUUAUUUAGUCAUCAGACAAAUCCCAAUUGUAUGGCCAAAUUGCACAGAUAGCCAUGUAUCAUUAAGUAUUUGCAUUGAAACAGUAAAAAAAAAAAAAGUGCCAUGUGAACUACAAUGAAAUAUAGUAUCCCCUUCUAUAUUUGCAACAAAAAACAUAUAAUGUAUGGGUAGCAAAGAGGUCGGUUGGUGGCAGUUAUCACCUCUGGGUGCACAAUUUCUUUUCAUUCUAUGCAAUGAUUGUUGAGCUUUUUCCCUUGGAAUUGUGAAGACAAAGGGUCUAUUUAAUGGUACGAUUACAAAAACCAAAUACUCAACUCUGUGCACCAAGAAUGUUUGGGCAAAUGUUAUAUGUCAGACCAGUGGCGGAGCCAGAAUAUUUUCAGUGAGGUGGCCAACGUUUUUUUUUUUGAGAUACCCCUUGAAAACCAGUCGCCUGCAGGAAUUGCAAAUGGAAUUUUCCCCGAUCUUCCUUGGAGUCUUCUGGCUCUUUAGGAACCAAAGGACAAUUGCCGAAACAUGAGGGGGGGUGGCUGAGUUUUAGUCCAGGGUGGCCGUGGCCACCCCUGGCCAACCUCUGGCUCCGCUCCUGCAAUUUGCAUGUUCUAUGUAUGUUUUAAAGUGUUUUUUUUUCAGACAGAAAAUGUGUAUAUAUGUAUAUAUAUACACAUAUAUAUAUAUAUGACUGUGUUUUUGUUGUUGUUGUGAAGUUCAAUCUAUUUUGUCUAAUAUAAAAGAAUAGUGUGCCGUUGUGAGUGGUGAUCAUUUUUACACUGGAUUUUCUAGAUAAACCGGCAAAUGUGCAAUUAGUUGUGACUAUUAAAGACUAAUUGUCAUUAAAUGCGGUGACUGCUUUGUGUUGAGGAGAGCCACCGCAUCCUCCCCGGCCUGCAGAAAUCAGCCAUCUUCCAGUUGUAACAGAGGUUCCAAAGUCAUCCAAGUCUCACAGAAUGUCCUGUUUUCCCUGUAACUUUAUACGGCCAGUUUCCUCAACAAACUUCCAGUUUUGUGAGGAUAUUUCCAGUUAUUACCGCUCGCAAGGAUGAAUAAUCAGCUAUACAAUACUGGAAAUGUUUUGUUCUGUAAAUAACUCAUGUUAAAGAUGAAAAAUGGCUUGAGGGCGAAUACUUUGCCACAUAUAUAAUCAAGUGAUCGGACUUUGACCACCACCGUCGUGCUCCACAUGGCCAACCAAAACACAGGGGGCAACCAUUGAGGGGGAAAAUCCUGUCAUCUAAACUUCACCACAUUGCAUGGAAAUCCCAGAUGCCUGUCAUGUG
Messenger RNA from Phyllopteryx taeniolatus (common seadragon), 3720 nucleotides. RefSeq names its product fibulin-1-like. NCBI's taxonomy places the organism in Eukaryota, Metazoa, Chordata, Actinopteri, Syngnathiformes, Syngnathidae. Gene Ontology annotation, biological process: extracellular matrix organization. Gene Ontology annotation, molecular function: peptidase activator activity; calcium ion binding. The record is from RefSeq and is a predicted model, not a curated record. Gene Ontology annotation, cellular component: extracellular region. The coding region runs from base 137 to 2242 and encodes 701 amino acids. The transcript has 17 exons.